Molecule: messenger RNA, 2022 nt
Organism: Bipolaris sorokiniana ND90Pr
Lineage: Eukaryota; Fungi; Ascomycota; Dothideomycetes; Pleosporales; Pleosporaceae
Exons: 2
Coding region: 70-2022 (650 amino acids)
Source: RefSeq, a predicted model, not a curated record
CAUACAUGUCGUUAAUCUUGAAUUAUAGUGACAAAACAUUCUCGUAGUGCCGAUAACAAUAUCAGCACAAUGCCCACAAAAAGAGGGAAACAAAGCCAUACCAGCACAUACGGUCGAUCUCUAGAGCCUGACGAACGCAGCAAGGCGCUACAAGCUGCUACACAUCGCCGAGGCGGUACACAUAAGGUGCGCGAUUCAGACAGGACAAAUUCCGUCUAUGAUGCCUACAACUACAAAGAGCUGCUCGAUGCAGCAAAAGAGCGCGGUGUAUAUCGCAAGGACAUGAAAAAGGUGGAAAUGGCGUGGGCGCUGAAGCGAAACGAUGAAGACAAGAAACGCGCUGAACGCGAAAAUCUAAAUGCUCUCCGCAAGAAGCAAGAGGAAGCGAAGAGAAAACAGGAACGCAUCGUUGCAGAACAGGAGGCGCUGAUCGAAGCUAAACUCCGAAGAAAGGUCGAGAAGAUGCGGAAAAAAGAGCGACAUGAAAGUGUCAGCGACGACACCAUAAGUGACAACGAGAUAGAAGCCCAGGAAAACAUUCCAAAUGAGUACAUGGGCGAGGCUAUAGGAUACGCACUCAGCGACUCGUCCUGGGAUAGUACUUCAACGGAAUCAAUCCCCGACCCCACCGAUCACAUCCUCAUACCAUCCUGUAAACUCCAACUCUUGGAAUGGCCACACGAAAUCAUGCCACCUGUCAACCCGCCUUGUUAUCUCUCACAUGUCCCCGCUCUCCGACCGACAACAAAACCUUAUGCCCCACUCAAGAUCAUCACAACAACAAGCAAGCAGAAAAUCUGCCUCCCAGGGCUCAAAUACCCCCCAACCGUAGACCCAGACUUUGUUCCCCUUCUCCCUGACUCUGUGCGCGCCGCAGCCCACGAAGGGCGUUUAGAAGGCAUACUGUGCAACGCUAUUAUUGAGACUGGUGAAGACUGGGCUUCUCGGACACUUGUCAGAGGAAAUGAUGCUACUCUAUAUUUUCAUAUCGGCAAUGCUAGCACCCCGGCGGCCAAGAGCCUUGCUGAUGUGUACAGCAAGUGGAGCAUGGAAGACAGAGGAGUGAGACGCGUAGAGAUGACGUGUGAAGCGUAUCGUGAGGCGAGGGAGAAGAGGAAGAGAAGGAGAAAGAGGAUCAAAGGGAAGUUGUUGGCUGAGGUGUAUGAGACGUGCAAGUGGAGGCCGAGGGCUGUGGGAUACGUACCUGCGUAUCUAGACUUUGGGCUUAGAGAGAUGUAUGGGGAUGAGAAAGAACUCAGGAACUUGCGGUAUGUGAGGUUCAACAGUUGCGAUGUGCCGCAUUAUUAUUUUUGGGUACGGGAUACGAAAGGAGACGAUGAGAAACAAGUAAACGACGGGGAGGAACCUCGAUGCUAUAUUGCGAGAAAGACCGUGGGCAAAGAGCACAAUCACGGAGUCCAUUUUGCAAAGAAACAACCAUACAAGCCUUGCACCCAUGCAAACGACAACCCGUCUCGUGAAAUUGAGUCUACCGAAGGCUGCAAAACUGAAAGCUUUGCGGAUGACGCUGGCGCUGACAUGAAUGAAGAAGCAUUAUGUCGCAGGGCCAGCACUAUACUCAUUCUCGACCCGCAAGUGAAUCACCGCCAGUCAAUUAUGGAUUGGCUAGAGCAGAUUAGCCCGAGUUUCAACGAGCCGCCGCUUCCACUGAAUCCACCGGAGCCUUUUGAGAUCACCCCGAGGGAUGCUAAUGGGAUAGACAAUCAGAAGGCAACCCUUGCACACAUACCAAAGCGCGAGAUAACAGAUAAUUGCCCAUUUUGUAGUUUGUCAUGGACUGCGAUGAUAUCUCAGGAACAAGCCGACCACAUGCUUUCUCAUGGCGCUCGUCCAGAGAGACCACCGCGCAUGUUGUUUGAGAAGAUAUUCGCUCCAGAUUAUGUGGAUAGGUUGUUUGUCAAAAGGAAGGCGGGAUUAGAUGGUUUUGAAUUUCUGGAAGAAUGUCGGAGGAUGAAACGACGAAGGGUGGUGUUGCCAAAGGCCAGAAUGGCUAGGUGUUGA